AUGCCUUUUGAAGAUUAUUGGCCAAUUGAUCAGCAAAAUUUCCAGAAUCCGAAUCUUAUUGUUGGACAAAUUCGUGUGAAUCCUAAAGAUUAUCAGGAAUGCUAUGUUCCACAUCCAGAUGGUCAUUCAGACAUCUUCAUUUGUGGCAUGAAAAAUAGAAAUCGUUCUCUUAAUGGGGAUAUUGUUGUUGUUCUUCUGGAUAACCAAAGCAAAUGGAGGGUGAAUAAAGAAGAAUUUGAUUCUGAUUUUAAUCCCAAUUGUGAUAAUUGUGACAAAACUGAGCAUGUUUCUGCCAAUGGCACACAGCUGGCCAACAAUACUCAGACAACUGCUUCCACUUCCAAUACUGACUAUUUGGAUCAAUUCCAGAGACUUAAUCUAAUGACCAAGACCCAAACUUCUAUUACCAAUGAAACGAAUAAUGCUGCAGCCUUAAAUUCGUUUGAUCCAAAUGUCAAAAAGCAGCCAAAGAAGAAAGAAACUCUGAGCAAGAAAUACACUUGUAUUGCUGACCUUCACAAUGAUGAUAAUCUACAGAAAGUGUUGGCUAACAAAUCGGGAGAAGACCAUCUUUCUCACAAAUACAUCCAACGCACGGGGAAGGUUGUGGCUAUUUCUGAAAAGAAACACUCCAGAUUGUGUGUCGGUCACUUACAGUUGAUGAAUAACAAUAAAGUGAAAUUUAAUCCAACCGAUUCUCGAUUGCCCAGGAUAAUGAUCCCCAUUUCUGAAUGUCCAAAAGAAUUCCUUCACAGGCCAGAAACCUUUUCCAAAGUUCUUUUUGUUGCCAAACUGAAAGAUUGGGGCACAACUGAUAUGUUUGCCUCAGGGAGCCUGUUGAAAAAAAUUGGUGAAGCAGGUCAGAUUGACACAGAGACUGAAGGAAUUCUUAUUGAGAAUGAUAUUGACUUCAGUGAAUUUCCAGAGGAAUCUCUAAAGUCUUUGCCUUUGGAAGUCGACCAGCCAUGGACAAUACCAAGUAAAGAAUACAGUAAAAGACGGGAUUUUACCAAAACCUGUGUCUUCACCAUUGAUCCUGAAUCUGCACGAGAUCUGGAUGAUGCUGUAUCAUGUGACAAACUCGAAAAUGGAUUAUAUGAAAUUGGAGUCCAUAUUGCCGAUGUCACAUAUUUCUUGACAGAGAACACCCAACUUGAUGAAAUUGCAGCAUCAAGGGCCACGAGUGUUUAUCUGGUACAAAAGGUGAUUCCUAUGUUACCAAGAGUACUCUGUGAACAACUCUGCAGUUUAAAUCCUGGUGAACCCCGUCUUACUUUUUCAGUUGUAUGGCACAUGAAUGAUAAAGCUGAGAUUGUUCAUGAAUGGUUUGGUCGGUCAGUGAUUAAUUCUUGUGCAAAAUUGAGCUAUACUCAUGCACAGGGUUUUCUUGAUGACCCUCUCCGCGAAUAUACAAGAGAACAACUCCCCAAAAUUAGGAACUUCUCUGUAAAAGACAUAAAAGAAAGGAUUCUAAUUUUACAUAGUCUUGCUAGAAUUCUUCAAAAGAGGCGUUUUGACAACGGAGCUUUACGACUUGAUCAAGUCAAACUUCAGUGGGUCCUACACGAACAGACUGGCCUUCCAACUGGCACGUCUGUGUAUGAACAAAAAGACAGCAAUCGGUUAAUUGAAGAAUUCAUGUUGCUAGCCAAUAUGGCAGUUGCACAUCGCAUAUACAAAACAUUUCCUGAUGAAUCUUUUUUGCGACGGCAUCCAGAACCACAAACAAAGAUGAUAGAAAAUCUGAAUGAUCUCUGCCAAAAUUUGGGCAUCCCAAUUGAUAUUUCCUCUGCAGGAACCAUUAAUAAAUCCCUUAAAAAGUAUUUGAAUGUUAAUAAUGAUGACGAAUAUGUUACUGCUCGGAUGCAAGUGUUGGUUGCUAUGUGUUCUAAACCAAUGAAGUUGGCUUUGUAUUUCUGUACAGGAAUUCUGAAAGAUGAAUCCAAAUUCUGGCAUUACGCUUUGAAUGUUCCCCUCUACACCCAUUUCACAUCACCCAUUCGAAGAUAUGCAGAUGUCAUUGUUCAUAGAUUGCUUGCUGCUGCUUUGGAUUACAGUCCCUUGCCUAAAAUGUCAAUGGAAGAUAUGGAGAAACAAGCCAAACACUGCAAUGACAAAAAGUCCAAUUCCAAACGGGCCCAAGAAUUGAGCAACGAGAUUUUCUUUGCUGCUUUUGUGAAGGAGGUUGGUCCACUUCAUGAGAAAGGAAUGGUCAUGUCUGUUUUGGAUCAUGCGUUUGAUGUCUUCAUUCUUAAAUAUGCAAUUGUGAAAAGAGUUUAUUGUAACGUAAAGAUUUGUGUCUUCACUUUGGUCAAUUGUAUUUUGGAAACUGAUACGGAACCUCUUCGAUGGACAGCUGUGAUCAAACCUCCAAAACUGUGA
This is a messenger RNA of Acanthosepion pharaonis, 2382 nucleotides long. NCBI's taxonomy places the organism in Eukaryota, Metazoa, Mollusca, Cephalopoda, Sepiida, Sepiidae. The record is from the annotation of a GenBank genome assembly.